AUGGCUGCUGACACUGAGCCUAUUGAGAUUUUGCUACAUCUUCCUCUACUUUGCGAGGACAAGAAUGUUCCAUACGUUUUUGUUCCUUCAAAGACUGCUUUGGGUAGAGCCUGUGGUGUUUCGAGACCCGUCAUUGCUUGUUCUAUUACGACCAAUGACGCUUCUUCUAUCAAGAGCCAAGUCUACGCGGUCAAGGACAAGAUUGAGACUUUGUUGAUUUGA
This is a messenger RNA of Brettanomyces nanus, 222 nucleotides long. It is a transcript of the gene SNU13, whose product is annotated as RNA binding protein snu13. The transcript has a single exon. Bases 1 to 222 code for a protein of 73 amino acids. Lineage: Eukaryota; Fungi; Ascomycota; Pichiomycetes; Pichiales; Pichiaceae. Gene Ontology annotation, biological process: maturation of SSU-rRNA; mRNA splicing, via spliceosome; ribosome biogenesis. Gene Ontology annotation, cellular component: small-subunit processome; precatalytic spliceosome; box C/D methylation guide snoRNP complex. The record is from RefSeq and is a predicted model, not a curated record.